Molecule: messenger RNA, 782 nt
Organism: Danio aesculapii
Lineage: Eukaryota; Metazoa; Chordata; Actinopteri; Cypriniformes; Danionidae
Gene: capslb
Product: calcyphosine-like b
Molecular function (GO): calcium ion binding
Source: RefSeq, a predicted model, not a curated record
CGCUAAGGAAAGACCAAAACAGCCUCACGGAAAUACGAGAUUUCGGGAAAUUAAUCUUCGCUUUCUUUCACUUAUCCAUCUUCAGAUCAGAUAGGUGGAGGAUGGCAGGUACAUCGCGACAUAAUCGAGAGAUGAUGAUCAAUGCCAAAAAGCAGCUGGCAGAGUGUUCAGACCCCAUUGAGCGUCUGCGGCUGCAGUGUUUGUCCCGAGGGUGUGCGGGCAUCAAGGGACUUGGCAGGACUUUCCGGAUCAUGGAUGAUGACAACAAUCGCACGCUGGAUUUGAAAGAGUUCAUGAAAGGCCUGAAUGACUAUGGUGUGCUCAUGGAGAAAGAAGAGGCCAUCAGUCUUUUUCAGCAGUUUGACAGAGACGGCAGUGGACAAAUUGACUUUGAUGAGUUUCUUAUUACACUGAGGCCACCCAUGUCUAAUGCUAGAAAGGAGGUGGUGUUACAGGCAUUCAAAAGUGGAUAAACUGGAGACGGUGUGAUUACAGUCGAGGAUCUGAAAGGAGUGUAUGAUGUUAGAAAACACCCCAAAUAUCUAAAUGGUGAGUGGACUGAAGACCAAAUAUUCCGCAAGUUCCUGGACAGUUUUGACUCUCCGGAUGACAAGGAUGGAAAGGUCACAAAAGAGGAGUUUAUGAACUACUACUCCGGCGUCAGCGCAUCCAUUGACACAGAUAUCUACUUUAUAUUAAUGAUGAGAAAUGCAUGGAAGCUUAACUAAGCUUCACUAUUUUAGGGUAAAAAAACAAAGAUGUCUUAUCUUCAUAUAAAGCAU